UCGUCUCAACCCCCGAUCCAGUCUCAUCCCCGAUCCACUCGUCUCCUCUCACCACGGUGUCCGCCGCUUGCCACAUCGUGGACUGCCGGUUCCUCCCUGCCAAGAGCCCCGCCCCGCCCACCACAGUCCUUCGUAGCCGGAUGUGCCCUGCGCGGGCCCUUCGCUGCCGGAUGUGCGUCGCCAAGAGCUCCGCCCCGCGCCAGCCCUUCCUUGCCGGAUCCCCGUCCAGCGCGGCCAGCCCUCCGUCGCCGGAUCUGCGCCGUCAAGAGCCCCUCUGCACGGGCACCGCAGCCGGAUCCCGGCCCCGCGGCAGUCCUCCCUCGCCUGUUGUGGCCCCGCCUGGAAUGUGUGAUGUGAUCAGUAUCCACUCAUCUAAUCAACUGGAAGGAAUAUUCACAGCCGGUUAUGGCUUCCAUUUGAUGAUCACUCCGAUGCUGAGGCUCUAACUAUUGAGCGCACAAAUGCAUUCCAUGUUUCCCUUUGUAGGAGCAAUCCUUUUACAUGCCUUAUUGGUUGAAAGGUACCAUUUUUCUCUGUUCUGUUAUUCUCUGUAGGAAUCUCAUGAUGAUGAUUGCCUUAGUUGUAAUUCAUGGUACCAGAAUGCUUGAAGAAGCUUUUAUGAUCCCUGUUUUUAGUGGUUCAUAGUAGUUGAUUGUGCUUCAUUUUGUAGUUAAUGACGCUGCACACACAGAUUUAUAUAAUCUAUUUGGGUGUGUGUAAUUUGUUGAAAAGUUUGUUGAACUGAAAAUGGUCAAAUAAAGCAUGCCAGUGCAUGUACAUGUGUUUUAGAAAAAUUGUACUGAACCCCACCUUUCCGUUUUUCAUACCAAUUUUUCAACCUUCCAACUUAACAAAAUAACUUGCAAAAUUUUGUGGCUCAAAAAAAAAAUUACUAGGCCCAUUUUAGAUUUGUAGACCACAUGUGAAAGUAUACUGUUAUGAAAUUUUUGUUGGACAGGAGGGCGGUGGCGUUCGAGCGGACUGUGUCUACUGCGCACACGAGGAGGCGGCGGCGGCGAGUGCGGGCGAGUCAGGUCGUGUGGACGUAGGGAACUUGAUGGCCCUCUGAUUUGUAUUCUCCACCUGUGCCAUUUUGUUAAAACAGAAUUAUGUACGAGAUGUGUAAACAAACUUACCGAGAAUGUUAGAUUUUAUUUCUAUUGCUAGGCCCUCACGUCCAACUGUCAGCUCCCAGUUCUUCUUACUUGUAAUAAGCAAAGGGCUAUGUCGUUCAAUAGUCUCCUUCGUGCAUGAAGGCAUGUUAUCAAACAUUCGUGCAUGAUAAGGGUUGAUCGAUUGACCGU
Messenger RNA from Triticum dicoccoides, 1304 nucleotides. RefSeq lists its product as uncharacterized. The record is from RefSeq and is a predicted model, not a curated record. Bases 141 to 446 code for a protein of 101 amino acids. The transcript is spliced from 3 exons. Lineage: Eukaryota; Viridiplantae; Streptophyta; Magnoliopsida; Poales; Poaceae.